AUGAGGGACGCGGACGGGAAGGACAUCUCCGGCGCGGGGAUCCGUCGUCGAUUCUUGGAGUUUUACGAGGCGCGCGACCACGCGCGGCUGCCGUCGUCCUCGCUCGUCCCGGAAGACCCCACGGUUCUGCUCACGAUCGCGGGGAUGCUCCAGUUUAAGCCCGUGUUCAUGGGCCAAGAGGAGAGGAAAGUGCCGACCGCGACGACGACGCAGAAGUGCGUGAGAACGAACGACAUCGAAAACGUCGGCGUCACCGCGAGGCAUCACACGUUCUUCGAGAUGCUCGGGAACUUUUCGUUCGGGGAUUACUUCAAGAAAGAAGCCAUCGCGUGGGCGUGGGAGAUCUCCACGAAGGAGUACGGCCUGGACGCGUCCCGGAUCUGGAUCAGCGUGUUCAGAGAGGACGACGAGGCGUACGCGAUCUGGCGCGACGAGAUCGGCAUCCCGGAGAAUCGAAUCAAACGCAUGGACGAGGCGGAUAAUUUCUGGGCCGCGGGGCCGACCGGUCCGUGCGGGCCGUGCUCGGAGCUGUACUGGGACUUCCACCCGGAGCGCGGCGUCGACGGGAGCGAAGAUUUAGACGACGACUCGCGGUUCAUCGAGUUUUACAACUUGGUCUUCAUGGAGUCCGUGCGCGACACGGAUGGGAACAUGAAACCGCUCAAACGCAAGAACAUCGACACCGGGAUGGGGCUCGAGCGCAUGGCGCAGAUCCUUCAGGGAAAGCCGAACAACUACGAGACGGACCUCAUCCGCCCGAUCAUCGACGCCGCGGCGUCCAUGGCUGGGAUCUCGUACGACGACGCGGACGACGCGACGAAGCUCAAGCUGAAAGUCAUCGGCGAUCACACGCGCGCGGUGUGCUAUCUCAUCUCCGACGGCGUCCUUCCCUCGAACGUCGGCCGCGGAUACAUCGUCCGUCGGCUUUUACGACGCGUCGUUCGAUGCGGGCGUUUGCUCGGGGUGAAAGCUCCGGACGGCGCGGGCGCGUUCACGCCCGCGAUCGCGCGCGUCGCGAUCGGUCUCAGCGAAGCGUGCGACGCGAACGUCUUGAAAUCGUCGCAAAAAAUUUGCGACGAGCUCGAACGCGAGGAACUGCGGUUCGCGACGACGCUCGGCAGGGGCGAGGAGAUCCUCGCGGACAUGCUCGCGGCGGCGAAGACGAAGGACGCGAAUGCGCCGAAGCUCACGGGCGAGGACGCCUUCACGCUGUACGACACGUACGGCUUCCCGCUGGACAUCACGACGGACGUCGCGACCGAGGCGGGCGUCGACGUCGACGUCGAUGGGUUCGAGAAGGCGAUGGCGGCCGCGCGGGACCUGAGCCGCGACGCGCGCGUCGCCGUGGACGUCACGGUCGGGGAUCUCCUCGGCGCGAUCGCGGACGAGCUCGGGGAGCCGACGAGGUUCACCGGAUACGGAAGCGUCACCGAGGAGGGCGUAAAGGUGCGCGCGCUGUUGAAGGGCGGCGAGCGCGUCGCGAGCGCGGGCGCGGGGGACACCGUGGAGGUGGUGUUGGACGCCACGCCGUUUUACGCCGAGGGCGGCGGGCAAGUCGGCGACGAGGGCGAGAUCAUCCUGAGCGACGACCGCGGGAAGCUCGUCGUCGGGGACUGCCGGAAAGCCGCGGGAGGGAGGCUCUUCGUGCACUCGUGCGUCGUGAGCGAAGGCGUCGUCGGCGAGGGCGACGCCGUCACCGCGACAGUCUCCGCGGCGUCGCGACGCCGCGCCAAGGCGAAUCACACGGCGACGCACCUGCUUCAGUCCGCGCUGAAGAUGACGAUCGGCGAGGACGUCUCCCAAGCCGGGUCGCUCGUGAACUUCGAGCGCCUGCGGUUCGACUUCAACGCCCCGAGCGCGCCGACGCCGGAGGAGCUCGCGCGCGUCGAAUCCCUCGUGAACGGUUGGAUCGGCGACGCGAUCGACCUCACCGCGGAGGAGAUGGCGAUCUCGCGGGCGAAGGAGAAGGGCGCGACGGCGAUGUUUGGCGAAAAGUACGGCGACGUCGUCCGCGUCGUCGACGUCCCCGGCGUGUCCAUGGAGCUGUGCGGCGGCACGCACGUGAAGAACACCGCGGAGAUUGGCGGGUUUAAAAUCCUGUCCGAGUCCGGGAUCGCGGCCGGCGUGCGAAGGAUCGAGGCCGUGUCCGGGCCCGGGGUCGUCGAUCUGCUUCAGGAGCGCGACGGCACCGUGAAGGCGCUCGCGGGGUCGCUCAGGGUGCCGCCGGAGGAGAUCGCCGGGCGCGUCAGCGCGCUGAUGGAAGACUUGAAGACGUCGCAGAAGGAGGCGGAGGCGCUGCGCGGCGAGCUCGCGGUCGCGAAGGCGACCGCGCUCGCGUCUCAGGCGAUCGACGCUCCCGGCGGCGCGAAGGUUCUCGUCGCGCGCAUGGACGGCGUCGACCCGGCGGCGUUGAAAGCGGCGGCGGAGAGCCUCGUCGCCGCGCUCGGGGACGACGUCGCCGUCGUCCUCGGCAGCGGCGGCGACGACGGGAAGGUUGGCCUCGUGGCGUCCUUCACGGAGGGGGUGCAGAAAGCUGGGGGGUUGAAAGCCGGCGUCGUCCUCGGCGCCACCGCGAAGGCGUGCGGCGGCGGCGGCGGCGGGAAGCCGGGGUUCGCGCAAGCGGGCGGGAGAGACGCGAGCGCGUUGGACGCCGCGCUAGAGGACGCCAAGAAGACGAUCGUCGACGCGCUUUCGAAAUAG
Molecule: messenger RNA, 2700 nt
Organism: Micromonas pusilla CCMP1545
Lineage: Eukaryota; Viridiplantae; Chlorophyta; Mamiellophyceae; Mamiellales; Mamiellaceae
Exons: 1
Coding region: 1-2700 (899 amino acids)
Biological process (GO): alanyl-tRNA aminoacylation
Cellular component (GO): chloroplast; cytoplasm; cytosol
Molecular function (GO): aminoacyl-tRNA deacylase activity; alanine-tRNA ligase activity; nucleic acid binding
Source: RefSeq, a predicted model, not a curated record